AGCGAGCGCCGCGGGCCCGGGCGGCCCCACUGGCGGAGCGAGCGCGCGCGGCCCGGCGCCCCCGGCCCUCCCGCCCGGCCCCGCCGGCGCCCCCGGCCCCGGCCCCCGAGCGCGCGCGCAGCCCUAGGGCUCGGCGGCCCGGCCCGGUAUCCUUUGGUAUCAUGGCACACUGAGCCUCCUUGUAUUCGACCCUUAAAACACUCCUGAAGUCCCAGGGACGUUGGUUUGUGGACACUAUAAGAACGGGCUUCUUCUCAUCUGUGAACCACGGCUGUGUGGAUGGGCUGGCAGCUGCGAGACAGAACCUUGCUCUGUUGCCUGCACUAGCCUUAACCCCAGGGCUCAGGUGUUCCUCCUGCCUCAGCCUCCCAAGUAGCAGUGACAACAUGUGCCCAUUCUGGCACCCAGCUCCUGGCAUCAUUGAUUUCGAAAUACCAUAGUGCCUGGGACUUAAAAGUCCAGAAUGACCGAGGAAGCAUGCCAGACCCGGAGCCAGAAGCGAGCCCUUGAGCCCAACCUGCCGGAAGAUGAUGCGGAGAGCAAGAGAGUAAAGAUGGAGCGAGGACUGUCGGCUUCAGACCUCAGCCCCGAGGGUGACGCAAGGGUGACUCCAGAGCCGGGUGCAGGCCCAGCCCAAGGACUGCUGAGGGCAGCGGAGGCCCCCACGGCAGCUGUGGGCAGAGGUGACGGGCUGCUAGGCGAUGGGCCCGUGGACAUGCGCACCUCCCACAGCGACAUGAAGUCUGAGAGGAGGCCGCCAUCGCCUGACGUGAUCGUGCUCUCUGACAAUGAGCAGCCCUGCAGUCCACGUGUGAAUGGGCUGACCAAGGUGGCCCUGAAGGAGACCAGCACUGAAGCCCUCAUGAAGAGCAGCCCUGAGGAGCGGGAACGGAUGAUCAAGCAGCUGAAAGAGGAGCUAAGGCUAGAAGAGGCAAAGCUAGUCUUGUUGAAGAAGCUACGGCAGAGUCAGAUACAAAAGGAAGCCACCACCCAAAAGCCCACGGGCUCUACUGGGAGCGCUGUGACCACUCCUCCUCCACUUGUGCGGGGCACCCAGAACCUUCCUGCUGGCAAGACGUCACUUCAGAACUCCUCCCGGAUGCCGGGCGGCACCAUCCCACCACCUCUGGUCCGCGGCGGACAGCAGGUGCCCUCCAGGCUGGGGCCGCAGGCCAGCUCACAGGUCGUCAUGCCCCCGCUUGUCAGGGGAGCCCAGCAGAUCCACAACAUCAGACAACAUUCCAGCUCUGGGCCCCCCCCGCUGCUCCUGGCGCCCCGUGCCUCCGUACCUAGUGUGCAGAUCCAGGGACAGAGAAUCAUCCAGCAGGGACUCAUUCGCGUCGCCAAUGUCCCCAACACCAGUCUGCUCGUCAACAUCCCACAGGCUACCCCAGCAUCUCUGAAGGGGACAACAGCCACCUCCACUCAGGCCAACUCCACACCCACCAGCGUGGCCUCUGUGGUUGCUUCUGCUGAGUCUCCAGCCAGCCGGCAGGCAGCCGCCAAGCUUGCCCUGCGUAAGCAACUGGAGAAGACGUUGCUGGAGAUCCCCCCACCCAAGCCCCCUGCACCGGAGAUGAGCUUCCUGCCCAGCGCCGCCAACAAUGAGUUCAUCUACCUGGUUGGCCUGGAGGAGGUGGUGCAGAACCUGCUGGAGACGCAAGCGGGCAGGAUGUCAGCAGCUGCUGCCGCCGCCGCCGCUGCCGCCAUGUUAGCCCGGGAGCCCUAUAUGUGUGCGCAGUGCAAGACGGACUUCACCUGCCGCUGGCGUGAGGAGAAGGGCGGUGCCAUCAUGUGUGAGAACUGUAUGACUUCCAACCAGAAGAAGGCACUCAAGGUGGAGCACACCAGCCGCCUAAAGGCCGCCUUCGUGAAGGCGCUGCAGCAGGAACAGGAGAUUGAGCAGCGCCUGCUGCAGCAGGGCCCGGCGCCUGCCGUGGCCAAGGCUGAGCCUGCAGCCGCCCCACACCCCGCACUGAAGCAGGUCCUAAAGCCCCGGCGCAAGCUGGCGUUCCGCUCGGGAGAGGCACGCGGCUGGAGUAACGGGGCUGUGCUACAGGCCUCCAGCCAGCUGUCCCGGGGCUCGGCUACGACGCCCCGUGGUGUCCUGCACACGUUCAGCCAGUCGCCCAAACUGCAGAACGCAGCCUCGGCCACGGCACUGGUCAGCAGGACUGGCAGACAUUCCGAGCGUACCCCAGGCAGCGCCAAGGGCAGCACCGCCACCAACUGGAAGAAGACACCCCUGAGUGCAGGUGGGACCCUUGCAUUCGUUGGCCCCAGCCUGGCUGUGCACAAGUCAUCCUCGGCCGUGGACCGCCAGCGCGAAUACCUCCUGGACAUGAUCCCACCGCGCUCCAUCCCCCAGUCCGCCACGUGGAAAUAGUGCAAGCUGGCCCGGUGGAGGACUGGCGACCUCUUCUCCGCCCGCACUGGCCUGCAGGCCCGGCCGCCAGCCCAGGCAGCUGAGCUCCGUCCCGUCCUCCGCCUGGUCUGGUCCCGGUGGGGCAAGGGGCCACUCCCCGGCAACGAGGGUCAGAACUGAGGGGCCUUCCCCUGGGCUUUCUUCCUUCCUCUCUUUGCCUUUAGUUUGCCCGACACCAGCAGAAAUGUGGACCUCAGGGCCGGCUCUGGCCCCAGCCUGGCCCGGGCCCGCCACUCCCUGGACACUGGCGCCUGCAAAGCUGGGCUGGGGCUCGGAGGCCGAGCGGGGUGCCGUGUUUCUUUAUGCUUCUCCCCGUCUUAGGCCCCCGACCUUCUCUUCCCUUCAUGCCAAUCUAUAGGUUGAAAGUUGUGUUUGUUUUGUUUUGUUCUGAUCACCUCACGAUGAUGGAGUUGAGAGUAGAGCUCAGGGCCGCGCUGCCCGGGCAGCUGUGGACAGAGGGAUGGAAGCCUCACUGCUGCUCUUUCAGGGCCCUGGGGUCCCCACACCCACACUGGGCAGAAGAACACACUGCAGCCAGCUCCGGUGGCCCAGGCCCUGGGCAGGGCCAGAAGAGGAAGGGCCACAGCCGGGGAGGCAUAGGUGGGCUGUGUGGUGGUGGAUUAUUUUAUUAAAUUUUCCUUUCUACUUGUUUUGAUGGACACAAUCUCAAGCCGCCCCACUGAGGCAUGGUGCAGGGGUGGGGCGGCCCGGCCGGGCUUGCUCAGCCUCAGCGUAUCUAGGACCCGGCCCUUGGGUGGAGCUGCUGUCAGGGUUUGCUCCCCAUUUCUUUUCUCCCCUGUAGUCUGCAGAGGCGUUUUUAAAGGAUCAGGUCUGCUUUCAGUUUGGUUUCUGGCCCCUCCCGCUCUGCACACGGGUUUGCCAGGAAAGGCAGAGCCGCUGGUCUGCGGCCGCCCACCCAUUCCCCUGCUCAUGCAAUUAGGGACUUUAAUUUAAGCCUCGUUCUGUAGGACGUCCUCAGACACCUGCGGCAGCCAGCGUUCUAAUAAAGGCUCAUUUAACCCUC
Messenger RNA from Cavia porcellus (domestic guinea pig), 3449 nucleotides. RefSeq names its product GATA zinc finger domain containing 2A (gene Gatad2a). Gene Ontology annotation, molecular function: sequence-specific DNA binding. Bases 464 to 2386 code for a protein of 640 amino acids. Gene Ontology annotation, cellular component: NuRD complex. Gene Ontology annotation, biological process: negative regulation of transcription by RNA polymerase II. Lineage: Eukaryota; Metazoa; Chordata; Mammalia; Rodentia; Caviidae. The transcript is spliced from 14 exons. The record is from RefSeq and is a predicted model, not a curated record.